AUGACUUCCACGUCGAAGACCGCCGCCGCUGAUACUACGUCCGAGCCUCUACCUUCGGCCACGGCCGUUCAACAAUCAGGUUCAGAGUCAAAGGAAUCAGGGAGCCAUGAGGAUGUGAGCAGCAAUGCCGCUACAGCUGGCAGUACAGAUGCAGGCAAUACUUCAAAGUAUGAAGAGAAGAAACGUCCCGAAAACGUGGCGGUCGCAAAUACUAGUCCGGGCGCUGGUACAGGACCACAGGUAGAAUUAGACGAGUUUGGGCUUCCGAUAAGGACAAAUAAGGGACGUUCGCGGCCGAGCAGCGGCUCUACAGACAGUUCUGAGGUGUUCCACGAAGCUCCAGAGACAACUACCGUGGACGAACAGCCAGAGUCAGGCGAGAACAAUAGACGACCUGAACGGGAGGAAGAACAUGCGGCGUCGCACAAAGGUCAGGAGGAGAGACGUGCAUCUUCUCAGCGGAACGAGGAUGGAACUACACAAUCAAAUGUCGGGGUUAGGGAGGUGACUGGAGAGCAUGCUACCGGCACGGCUGAAGUCAAGACACAGAAAUCAUCAAGUGACGACUCCACAAACACCAAAGACAAGGAAGGAGAGCAGUCAGUAGACUCAGGCGCGCGAUCAAAGGAGGAAGAUGAGCAGGACACCCAAGAGACGAGGCGCUCUUCCAAACACGGCGCAACAGGAAUGUCUGAAUGGUCUCACCAGAGACUUACGCAACAACAAGAUUCAGAUGAAGAAACAGAAAGCGAGGGCGAAUGGAAACCUAUGCCCGCCCUUGGUGAGAUGGAUUAUUAUGAUGACUAUGGGAGAUUGGUUGCUCGCGGAUCGAAGGAGGAAGAUGAUGAUGCUGUGUACUCUGGUUUAGGAGGUUCUGGGAAAGGAUAUACUCGGAUCCAGCUCGACGAGGAUGCUCAAUCUGCGACAAGUAUGGAUGAGGACACAAGCUAUCUUUUCAAAGAAGCCCACAGCAACUCGGUUGGUGUAGACGAUGAUACUCGAGAUCCUACUAGUCAGCUGCAAGCUACGAAAGAUCUGCUUACUGAGGGUCAGAGGAUUGCUUAUGUCGGGGUCGUUAGGUUGGCUAUCUACGAAAUGACCAAAGAGCUGGAGGAUAUUCAGCCUACCAAGGCCUCCAAGAAGGCCCUGCAAGAUGCCGUGGACUCGAUGAAAAAGUGGGGUCAGGCGGUCAUGGUCCGACUCUUCAAUCAUAUGGAUAUUGACUCGGCAGAGCAAGUCAUGAUCGAGCAGCUCGCCGAGCAUGGAGUUCAUCCGGCAGAUCUUGUUCGGCCGCUUAUGCAGAAUGCUCGAGUCAAGAACCCAAUGGCAGAAGAGAAAAGUGUGAAGUCACGGAGUUCAAUCGGAUCGCCAAGCCUGAAAGGAGCCUCCAGAUAUAGUUUGUCUCCUACAGAAAGUUCCUCGCGACCUUCCUCCCCUCCUCCUUACGAAGAACAAAAAUCCCCACCACCUUACAAGGAGGGGAAGAAUGGAGAUGAGGAUGUUCCAGAGGUGCAGACCCCUUCUCAAAUGCCAAAGUCCGAAAAGAUAGAUAUAGAUCUUCGAUGGACGGUCCUCUGCGACCUCUUCCUGGUGCUUAUUGCAGAUUCUUCUUACGACGCUCGGUCACGCACUCUGUUGGAGCGAGUCGGUCAAGCGAUGGAUGUGUCUUGGGUGCAGAUCUGCCGCUUUGAGAAGCGAGUCAUCGAUGCUCUCGAGAUGGAACAAGAGGCGGACAAGGAGAAAUGGGACGAGGCAGACCACAUGGAACAGCGCCGGAAAAUGGCGUUGAAGAAGAAGAUCAUGAUUAUGGGCCUGGCCACCGUAGGCGGCGGUCUUGUCAUUGGUCUCUCGGCCGGUUUGUUGGCGCCAGUCAUCGGCGCUGGUCUGGCCGCCGGUUUCACAACAAUCGGGGUUUCAGGGACCGGCGCCUUUCUAGGGGGAGCUGGUGGUACAGCUUUGAUUGCCUCCGGUGCCACGAUCGGUGGAGGCAUCACCGGCUUGAGGGCGUCCAAUAGGCGAACUGGUGCCGUCAAGACGUUUGAGUACCGUCCGCUGCACAAUAACAAAAGGGUUAACCUGAUUGUUACCGUUUCUGGUUGGAUGAAUGGCAAGAUUGAUGAUGUACGAUUGCCUUACAGCACUAUAGAUCCCAUAAUGGGGGAUCUCUAUUCGGUGUUCUGGGAGCCGGAGAUGCUGCAAAGUAUGGGAUCUACUAUCAACAUCCUAGCAACAGAGGCCUUGACCCAGGGUCUGCAGCAAGUCCUCGGAAGCACCGUUCUCACAGCGCUCAUGGGAGCGCUACAACUCCCAAUCGUCCUCUCGAAGCUCGCCUAUUUGAUUGACAACCCCUGGAAUGUCUCGCUGGUGCGCGCAAAUGCGGCUGGGCUGAUUCUUGCCGACUCUAUCAUGGAUCGUAACCUUGGGAAAAGGCCAAUCACCCUGCUGGGGUUUUCUCUUGGUUCGAGAGUCAUCUUUUCCUGCCUGAAAGAGCUCGCCAAGAAAGGCGCCUAUGGGCUUGUGCAAAACGUCUACCUUUUCGGAUCACCAAUUGUGGCAAAUAAAGACGAUUAUCUCAAGGCACGGAGUGUCGUCUCCGGGCGUUUCGUGAACGGUUACGCCUCCAACGACUGGAUUCUGGGCUAUCUUUUCCGCGCUACAAGUGGUGGCAUCAUGCGCGUCGCCGGUCUGGCUCCUGUCGAGGGCAUCCCGGGACUUGAGAAUAUCGAUGUAACAAAUCUAGUCAGCGGUCACAUGAACUAUCGUCAGGCGAUUCCUCGGCUCCUGCGAGAAGUGGGCUGGCAAGUCUUAAGUGAUGAAUUCGCGGAGAUCGAGGACCCCGAUCCGGAUAAUCAUGCCGAGCGGCAACGUGAACUGAUUCGGGAAAUUGACGAAGCCCGCAAGGAGGCGGAGCAAAAGCCGGACAAGAAACGAUUUGGCCUGUUCAGACGAUCCAAGUUGGCGCAGAAGAAAGGCUGGGAAACCUACGAUGUCGAGCAAAUGGAGCGAUCCACCCACCGCAAUUCCAAAGACAGUUCUGCCGAUAGUGACAAUGUCCUGUUUGAUAUUGAUGCUAUCAGAGCGGAACUAGCAAGUGAACAGAUCCAGGUUAAGCAACUAGAGUCUACACUGCCUCCGAUGAAACUGGAUCUGAACGCAUCGACUGCUACGCCGGCGAGCGAUACCCGUCCAGACCCGGAGCAGUCAAGGAGUGCCGACGAUGCACCUAAUCCUUCAGGCGCCGAACCGUCUCACGAUAUCGACGCCCCAUUGCCGGGUGAGGAAAACAUCCAGAUGACUUUCGACACCGCUUACCAUAUAUCACCAAAAGAUCAUUAUGAUGAUGACGUAUCUUCUCCCCCUGACAGACCGACAUUUUAUUCCUCUGCGACCGCGCCUACUGGUAUUGGCGCUGAGUCGGAGGCCCUGGAGCACAACGCUUGGGCGGAUCAUGAUGUAGGACAUGGCGAAGAAGGCGAAAUUCAGUUGACCUUUGAGUGA
This is a messenger RNA of Rasamsonia emersonii CBS 393.64, 3498 nucleotides long. RefSeq names its product DUF726 domain protein. The transcript has 2 exons. Bases 1 to 3498 code for a protein of 1165 amino acids. NCBI's taxonomy places the organism in Eukaryota, Fungi, Ascomycota, Eurotiomycetes, Eurotiales, Trichocomaceae. The record is from RefSeq and is a predicted model, not a curated record.